This is a messenger RNA of Leptopilina heterotoma, 6028 nucleotides long. RefSeq lists its product as uncharacterized. The record is from RefSeq and is a predicted model, not a curated record. The transcript has 5 exons. NCBI's taxonomy places the organism in Eukaryota, Metazoa, Arthropoda, Insecta, Hymenoptera, Figitidae. The coding region runs from base 1471 to 5097 and encodes 1208 amino acids.
UUCGAGCUGGAUAGCCGGUGAUUGCGCGUCAGGCUGGUUGUCUUCUAUAUCUUUUGAAACAGCUCUCCAGUCUGCAACGAGUGUUCGGCGGGCUUGGACGAGGGGUCCUGGUGAGGUUCCUAUGGCCAAGGACCUUUUCCACUUGGCCAGACAAGAAUAGAAAAAAAUACCCCAAAUGACAUGUCAAUUGUAUGACAGUGUGAAAACGAAGAACGUGAUCGCGCAACAAUAGCAAAAAAAAAACAACGAGGUGGUGAAAAGGCGUCGUUGCCGAGAGAACGCCUACGCUGGCGGGAAAUCGAUAAACGACGUUUCCAAGCAAAGUGCGAGCAGACCGGAAGAGAAUAGGGUUAGGGGGAGAAAAGGAAGGUCUCUGCGUCGGUGGUGCGUUAUCGUUUUUUUCCUUUCUCUCUCUCUCUCUCCUUUUUUUUUUAGUCAUGGUCGAGCGCAGAGUUGGCAGUAGUUUGACAUCCCCUGCCAUGUUGAUCUAUCCACCCGGUGAUACCGCUCUGCUAUCACCCACCACCACCACCAUCUAGCCAGGUUCCCAGCCAAGUACUAACAGAGCUCUCCUACCAUUCCAUACCAACGACCCCGAAUCAUUGGUUGUCGCGUGCCAGUUUUCACCUGCGAGCCAGUCCGCUUCCACGCGAGUUUCUAGACGAGCCGCAACUCUCUUUCACGUCCUUCCGUUCUCUCUUACCACAUAUACAACACACAAGUGAGACUCUAAAGUGAGCGAAGAGUGAACGUCGCUUCAGACUGUCAGUCUCAUCUGACAGGUGUCCGUUUCACGAUCUUUGUUAUAGUGCUACAAUUUUUUUUAGCCUCUGCAACUUUUCCAUAUACAUCUUUUCCAAGAGAGAGAAAAAAGUGGAUUUAAGAGAAAAACAAAAGAAGAAAGAGGGUGAGAGAGUUGAGCAUGCUGCUCAUUUUCACACGACGAUGGCAAUUUUUAAAUGGAUUUAUCAAUCGCGAUUAUCAGUCUAGUAUCAUUAUUGGAUUUUAACUUGUGGAGUGGAUGAGCAAAAGCGUGAUCGCUCAAGUGGAAAAAAGGGGGAUAAGCGAAAGGAAAUGAUGUGUGGACGAAACAAACGCGAUGGGAAUGUGAGAGUGUGGAAAAUCUAGGGUCUUAUGGUUCAGUGUCCUGCGGUGUGAAAAAUAUUCAAGUUUUUUGGUUACCUAUAUAGACAUUUUUUCGGGUUAUAGCCGGAUAAAGUGAAAGUGAUCAAGUUCGGGUUUUUCUUUCGUUUCUGUGAGUGUGUUUGAGAAUCGUCCAAAAAAACUUACAUUUGCUGAUUGUUGACAUUGUUGUAGCAGGAUGCUCAACGCUAUGGUGACUUAGCAACGCCCGUCAGCGACCCCAAACCUCGAGGGCAAUCAACAAUCCGAUCACACUUUUCAUCCCGCGUAACGAUGAAGUGAAUUUAAAGAACCAAGGUCAUCAUCAUCAUCAUCAUCAUAAUCAUCAUGAAAGACCACGGGAGCGAGAACGCGACAGAGGUGCCCGUCAGGGCACUCAAGUCCCUACUGAAGAAACCUGGUCAGUCGAAGGCCAAGGGCCAUAAAAACCGUGUGGUAAUCAACGAGAAACUGAACGAGUUUUUCGCUGCGGAUUAUAUUAUCCUGAUUAAGGAGGAAUGCUGCACGGACUACGAGGAGGAGUGCGAUUGUUGUUGUCAAGAGCAUGAAAUGAUUAGACUUGGAAAUUGUAAAGAGUGCAGGGCUGAGCUUAAUCUUCAUUUUGGUGGUGACGGAAGAUUUGGAGAUGGUUGCGAGGAUGAUGUACAAGUUCAAAGGGAACAAGUGUUUGGUAGUGAGGAGUCACUUGGCGAAGAGGAGGAGGAGGAAAAUGAUGAUGACGAGGAGGAUGUGGAGGAGGAGGAGGAGAAUGAAGAGGGCGAGGAAGAUGAACCUGAGGUGAUCAGAGAAGUGACAUUAGAUGAAAAGAGAAACCUCGUCGUCGCCGCUCCCCAACGGAGUCAACACCAACAACGGGAGACACUGAGCCCACCCGAGGGUUACAAGGACUUGUGCGUGGAAAACGAGAUGGGGAAGGAGUCUGAACAUCGACUUGAGUCAGUGUGCGCCGAGUGCAACUACUACCAAAGGGCGACAGAAGCCGAAGAAUGUGUCGAAGAACAAGUGGAGGAUUUGAAAAAUGCUCAGGAAACGUCAAGACAUUUAGAAGAUGGAAGCUUACAGCCAACUAUAGAUCAAGCCCAACAAACAACUCCAGAUCUUCAUCAGCGUUAUCUCGUCGAAACGAUAACGAUGACGACGGUGACGGAGCGUCGAAUUGUCCGUGAAAUCAGCGAGGAGGAAACACAGCCAUUGGACGAAAUUGAUUCCAAUAAUGAGAAGGAUGGUUCAAAACUUGAAUUCACCAUUUGUCCACCGCCAGACGCUAAGGAUAUUUUAAGUGAUGAUGUAAAUAAUAAAUCGCUAGAGACUAUGGCAAAAAUCGAUAAACGUAACUCGAAGGAAAUUUCUGAAGCAUCCGAUCUUUCUCUGAGCUUUAAGUUAAGCACUUCACUCGCAACCAACAGCCUUAAGCCAAAUUCCGCUGUACGUCAACUUUUCCCCGACCCAAGAUUCAUAUCUCCACCCCCAGCGCCAACAAAGAACAUAUCUCUUUCGGACGUUGACGAUGAGGAUGAGCAUUCAGAGGCUCAGAAAUUCCUCAUCACCACUGAAAGCCUACGUCUUUUCGACGCUGUCAAGAGGACCAAAAUUGCCGGCAACCGAAGUGAUUCAUCUGAAAGUGAAUCUUCCAGUAUCAAGAGGACAAUUGAGAGGAAUGCCCUCAGGAGGAGUCUUAUUUCCAAAUACGAGAGUGGCUCGAAGAAGAAAAAUUUACGAAGUAAGGAUUUGACGCUCGAGGAGAGAAUACGACAGUUGACGUGUGUCGAUCAGGACGAGGAUACGGGCGACAGUAAUUCGUCGGAGAGUGGAAGGACCGUUGAGGGUUGUGAUCAGAAUAAUGAAUUGCCAGCGCGAACAUCGCCUUCAGGUGAGGAGCGGCCGAAAAAUGAUCGCGUACCACGUACACUUAUUCUGGACCAGGAACUAAAUCACACACCGUCUUAUCAGAAUGCGAAUCAUCAUCAUCAUCAGCAAUCGACUUACAAGAAAAUUACAGAUCUUUUUGGUCAGAAGAAGACAGUCGAAAUGAAUCUCCCGGACAUUGGGCUUGGCAACAGAAUCAGCAUGGGCAAGGAAUACAUUUCAAAGUCGACAAUUUCAAAAAUGAAUUCCGACGCUAGAAAACAAUUUCUAGCGAGUCUCGCUCCACUCUCGUGUGUCGCAUCGACCGGCGAGGGAAAGGACGACUACUACCGAAUUUCGUCGAAAAUCACAGGUAGCAAUAGAGACUCGGUGGGUUAUAAUUCGGACUCUUCGUACAGUCUGGAGGAUAUUGAGGCCGCCCUGAGGGGCGAGGAGAGAAAUUACCGAAAUGCAGGUCCUCCGGAUGUGACGAGGGGAACGCCGACGAGCAUUGGACCCGAUUCGGGAGACGCGAGCGAUGAAUUGAUGGCUUUUGUGGAGCAGGACAAGACGAGGACUGAGAGGAUCAAGAGACGGUAUAAUGAUGUCGAUGAACGUCACGAGGGAACCUCGGUCGACGGCGACGUCAAGGAGAAUGGAAAGGAUAAGAAGGGCUGCGUCGACGAUGACGAGGACGACGAACUCAACGAUUAUGGUUUCAAUAGAAGACCUGCGGUCAGGGGAAUUAAACCUCAAUUCGGAACGACGGAGGAGAUCGUUCAGCAAUUGAGGACACGAAGCGUUGCUGCCACAUCGCAUCCGGAUCGAACGUCACUGCCGCCACACUGGACGUUCUAUGACAAUAGCACUGACAACAACGGCGAGAAGCAAGAGUCAUUCGUUGAUGAUGCGUCUUCGGAAACUUACAAGACAGUGUUCAAUGGCGAGAAUAGUGGAAAUCACACGAUCAACAGGAUAAAUAAUAUGCAGAGGCAGAUUGAUGAUAUUUAUCAAACAAUUGCUGACACUUCGGUAAACGUUCAAGCUUUGGAACGCUCGUACGUCGAUGGCAAUACUCUGCCGAGAACAAUGGUUCACGUCGCAGUGGGCGACAAUCAUCGUUACGUGGAUCAGAAAAAUGGAGUUCACUUCCAGGAUCAAAUGUCAGGUCACAGAAUGGUUCGAGUUGCCGGAGCCGAUGUAGUUCCAAACUCCGGCUACAAUAGUCUUCCCAGUAAGUCGCGACGCCAUCCAGUAGGUUUCACUAAUUACUCAUGUAGUGCUGCCGUGCCAACUUCCAAUCCCAAGUGUUACCGAACCAUGUACCUCGUCCCCUACAAUGGAAUAACGGAUCCAGCUUAUCAAAAUCUUCAAAGGAUUCUCCCGGCGCACUCGACGCCCACCAACUACGCGAAUCACAUCGACCGCUAUCCCUAUCCAAGGAAUCGCAUCGAUCAACAGCAGCAGCAGCAGCUGCAACAGCAGCCACGCUAUUACGUCCGGCCUAAUAAUCCCCCAACUUCGAAUCUCUCAGGUCUUCACUCUCAGCCCCAGUUGCAUCUUCAUUUACACCAGUCGGACGAAAUUCACGUCGCGAGUCCGCCAGUCGCUCUCAAUCACACAGUGCAAACGAUACACCAUCAGCACCAUCAAGUCGCUUCCUACAGCGGUCAACCGGUGCCAUCCUACACUGUCAUCGCUCCACCUCGACCCACUGCUCCCUAUUCCCAUCAAGUUCAUUUGUCCCGAAGUGCAAGUGACGUACAAACCCAAACAGUCUCCGUACCAACCGCUGUCGGCGUCAUCGGCGGCGGCGGUGGCGGCUCAACCCUCACCACAUUCACUGGAAGCACUCAAAUACUCGGCACCAUGACAUCAUCAACAAUUCUAGCCUCGCCCACUAAACUCCAACAACAUCAAAGGAAUAAUCCUUGCACUGUCGCUGAACGCGGAGUCCCCGAGGGGGCCGCCAGUGCACCAGCUCAGGAUUUCAAUCAAACGAGUUCCACUAAUUCGAGCCAUGCAGUUACGAACUCGUUUAUAGGUCAUCCCAAUAACGUGCCUCCACCCAACACACAGAACUCUGUAUACUACGCGAUGAACGUGUAAACGGAUUACUUGGAGGGAUUCACCUUAUACGGCUAAUUAAGUCGAGGAAUUAGAGUUUCGCUUUAUCAGGCGGAGUGGCGGAGAAACAAAAAAAAAAAAAAAAGAAACUCGCGGCAAGGAUUGUAAAAGUUAGAAAUAGUAAAACGAAACAUGGAAAUGUGGUUACAUCGUUAAUUUUGGAUGGAACCCACAAGUUGUAGUCUGCAAUUGCUUGCUGUGGCCGCGCCAAUAAGCAAAUGGGGUCAUGUACAAGUUACAUGUGCGUGCUCUUCGUUUGCACUGUUUCCCACGAGUAUUCGAGUUUACCACUAAGUAAAGUGGAUUAUUAGUUGUGGCCGCGUUUGGCUUAUUUUUUUUUUUCUUUUAUACGUACAUAGUUGCACCCAAAGUGGGCUUUUUUUUAAGAAAGAAAAAUUGUGUGACUCAGCUGCAAAACGCUCAGGACUUGCAAAAAGUGUACCAAAGGUAUUUUUCUCUUCUGGCUUUUAUAGAUUUUCUAUUAUCUGGCUAUUUUUUUUUUAAUAACGCCCUGUCCGUUAUCAUUUGAUGGCGAUUUCUUUUUAAACUUCUUGAUCUUGUCGCUGGUUUGAUUAUUAAUUCAGGGUGACUAUUAAUAUUUUUCUUAAAAUAUUUUCCCCUGAUCUUUUUUCCCUGAUAUUUUUCCAGGAAAAAAUAAGUGAAAGUAAAAUUGGUAAAGGGAAUCAGGGAAAAGACAUGGAAUUUUAUCAAAAUAACUGGAAAAAUAUUUAAUUUUUAGAAUUCGGAUUUUGCGUUUCCAGCAGCCUUUGAAAAUAUUAAUGAGAUUUAUUUCUUCUGGAACAUUUUUUGUUUACCUUAUUAAAUUCAAAAUUAUCACGAAUUUUAAUAAAAAAAAAUUAAAUUUUUUCUAUUGCUGACAAUUAUUUAUUUUAAAUAAUUUAAUUCUUGAAGA